Tigriopus californicus is the source of this 5525-nucleotide messenger RNA. RefSeq lists its product as uncharacterized. Gene Ontology annotation, cellular component: plasma membrane. Gene Ontology annotation, molecular function: stretch-activated, monoatomic cation-selective, calcium channel activity. The coding region runs from base 2040 to 4112 and encodes 690 amino acids. The record is from RefSeq and is a predicted model, not a curated record. The transcript has 3 exons. Gene Ontology annotation, biological process: calcium ion import across plasma membrane. Lineage: Eukaryota; Metazoa; Arthropoda; Copepoda; Harpacticoida; Harpacticidae.
CGGGGACAGGGAAGGACCAAGCGAAUGAGCGAGUGAGCGAGCGAGGGCGACAUGCGAGAGAAAGAGAGAAAGAGAAAGAGAGCGCGAAUUGAAGAUUUGAAGGCAUGGGAGCCACAUUCAUAGUACUCCUAAAGUUGGCACUUGCCUGUUGAGGCUGCUGAACAUACACUACAAAAGGUUGUUCCAAAACGGCCUCGACAAGAGGCGGAGAGCGGGAGAGAGAGAGAAAGAGAGAAAGAGAAAGAAGGAGAAAGAGAGAGAGCUGAGCUCGAAGACCCUGUGCUGUAGUUCCCUUAACCGUGCUUCUCGCUCCGCCGCCUCUCUCCCUCUCAUCUUGUUCUUCUUCCAUUUGGCCUCUUAGUGCUGUACCAGAGGCAGCAGCCAGUAUACUUCCGUGCUCGGUGUUCCUUUCCGAGGCUGAUCUCGUCGGAGAGCUGCUGUUAAUGUAGCUGCUCCUAUUACUGCAAUUCUUACUACUGGGACUACUAUCUUACUGCUGCUGUCAAGUUAUUGUGUCGCUGCAGAGGCAAGGAAUAUAACUCUGAUCUGAAUUGCAAUCACCUCGACCAAGUUUCAUGGUAGAAAUCAUCUACGUCCUUAGGCUGAAAGUGUUGAGAGGACGAGUGGUUGACAUCCGAGUGAAUUUGGGCCUCUCAAUUCAGCCAUGGAUGUGCGUGCUUUGAACCAUCCCGAUUUUAGUAUUGUCAGAGUCCAAGGACAAGUGUUGAAAGCAUUUAGAGAAGAGGAAGAAGAAGAGUGAUCAGUGUUGUGGUUUUCAUUUUUCAGCUCUACCACCAACAGGCAGAUUAACGAAAGCAUUCGCUUUGCCUUAAGAUUUAAAGAAAACGCCCGUUUUGCCACACUGACAACCUAAUUGAAUGCGAGCCCGAUUUCCUUUAACGUUGAUUUCGACUCAAGGAGAAUGAAGUGUCGUUUUUGACGCGAUUGUGCUCCAAGGUAAUGAACAAGUCGGACCAAUCCAAGCCGUCAUGUAACACUCAAAAUAGAUCUAAAUUUGCGGGUGUGGCAAAGCCUGCCGACCUGGACCUUGGGAAGCCAAGAUGAGAAUGCCUUCUCAGCAUCAAAGGCGACAUCGGAGUCCCAGUGCAUGCCUCCCAGCCGUUCUUUCUGUUCAUGCUAAUUUCCUCCACCCCCAGCCAAGAGAAUCCAUUUCCAAACUCUUGGUCCACCAAGAAGCGUUCCAUCGCUGGAGAUUGGUUGGACAGCACCAUCAAAGUCGGCAAUCAGAACCGUUUGUUUGUCAAACCCACCCGCGACCAGCCCCAUCAUCCGCAGCAACUUCACCAGGUUGUCGCUUAUCUGAGUGCUGGGUUUGGUCGCCAUUGGAUAGUAGUUCUUCCUCAUCGUAUUACAGUCUAGUUACUUAGACAAACGCGUGGCAGCUGGAGAGUGGUGGCAAUGCCUGUGGUAGAACAAACCUUCCCAUUGUGUUCCUUCUCCGGUUCCCUUAAUCCUAUUCAGCUGGUGUCUUUCUACGAAAUCAAUCAGAAGCAGCUGAUUGAAAACGAUAGCCGCCGUAGCGCCCGCUCGCGCCGGUUCCGGCUGCGAAGGCGACUACGAGCCGUUCUUACAGGUGGUCUAACUUAUCCGGUUGACGCUGGAGGCCACCUGUUGUUGGCUUGUUCCAAAAAGACUCCACCCUCCGUAUCCCCUUGGGGUUGGACCUUGGUCCCCAGGUGCCAGGGAUCCGCAGCUACCCUCAUCACUGCCUCCCUCAUCAUUACAAUUGUCAACACCAUCUCUUUCUUCUUUGCGUUUGACUUAACGGAAAGAGUGAUCCUCAAGCUGCUGGAGAAUCGGCGAUUUCUAACUCUGCUUUCAACAUCGUCGGCUCCAAAAGUCCAUUACCCUUGUCACGGCUGUUGUAAUUGCCGUCACCACCCGAUCGGCAACACCCAAAGCAGCAAUCGCAAUUCUAGCUCGAAGAAUAAAAACUCCAGCCCAAACCUGAUCAUAUCUGUGGCAGACGACCCGACGAUCGUGAGUCCUGUUACAGAUACCCCAAGCUCGUUGUCAUCAUGUGCUUUCGGACGUCCUUGUUCGCACAGAAAUUGACAACAGUAUCCAGAUCAACUUGGCGAGUGUUUGGCAGCAGACAACAUCAACAGUGCCUUGCCUGUCUCUUUGUGUUCCUAAGUGUUUUGACUGAGCUUACCGGUCUGCCAAAUCAUGGGAGUGCCGCAGCAUCGGUUGGCUUGGUAUCAGCGGGAUCCAAGAGUCAACGCCAAUCUACAGAACGGGUUUCAUUCUACAGUAAUGUGUCUCUCCCAUCUCAGCAUUAUCAGGUGCUCCCAGACUGGAGUGUUCAUUAUGGUGGAUCUCACUACUAUGGAGGGCACUAUCCACCACGAACUCCACACGAGUCUGCCCGGAUACUUAAUAGUGGCAGUGCUUCUCUUCCAAAUUCAGCCUCUCUUCCAUCUAGUCACAGUAUUAGCAGCAGCGGCAGCCAGUCGACCAACUCUCCUCCAAGAGACGACCGGGGACAACCCGCGUCGGGCUCUCAAUUGGAGUCAGACAUCCCAGGCCCAUGGCCAUGGGCUCCAGCUCCAAUUCGACAUUGGUGGGCUCAACAUCACAAACGAUCAGCGAUCUCAUCUUUGUCGUCCACGUCAUCAUCGUCAUCGUACUCUUUAUCAUCAUCUGAACUGCAACAGAACCAGCAGUGCCUUCAUAACCAUACCAAAUUUCAAAAGAUCCCAGCUCUGACGAUACAAGGCGAGCUCCCGUGGGCCAAACGCGUGUGUUCCGCCUCAUCGUUGGAUGACCGAGUCAAGCUGCUUCUGGCAGAGUCACCCUGUAAACAGCACAAGGUGUGUCAAGUUCUCAGUCCGACAGAUCUUCAAAGGAUUAGUUCUGAUGCCACUUGCCUCGAAUCGGUCCGAGACAAGUGGUGGGAGUUGUUUCGAAAGAUCAAUAAUAUCCUCAUCGACUUCGAAGAAAUCUUCUCCAAGAAAUUUGCCAUCGAACGAUAUUCAGUCAUCCAUGCGGUGGAGGAGUGCAAGGCCGCCUAUGCCUAUUGGACUUGUUCCACUCAUCUACCUUUAUACCUCACUCCAUCCAUUGGUGAUGAACGGCCCUCCACAACCCAAAAGUCCAGCAGCUUCAAUGAUAGCCAUACUUCUUUCGGGUCCGGUGAUGGUCCCGAAGACUCUCGAAGUGGUAGUGAAUCCUCAGACGGCGGAGGAGAGGCCCAAAGUGAACGACGUCCUGAGGCUGUUCCACUUAAUGGGUGUGGCUCGAUUUGUCGAGAGGUGGAACGGAAAUGCCCAUUCUUCAUCAAAGGGCUUGAGGAUGACAAAGCAGCCGGAAAUCCGUCCUUUAUCUGUAAAGACGAAGCAAUUCCAAAUGUGAUAAUCAACCCAAUGGGAGACGAGGCCGAGGCAACACUCCCUCUUUGCUGCUACAAGGCUGUGGAUGAGCCCCCUCCAGGGGCGUGGCUUUCCUUUGAGGCAGAAGAUCCCACGCGCCCCUUCUGUGUUGAGCCGGACUCGAUCCGUGACCGGAGAAGGUCCAAACGAUACACCUCCUCGACAACCUCGAAUUUGGACUCGGGCCAACCGGACCGGGCACAUGGUCUAGGCGGGCCUAGCCAUUCCCAUCCAGCCUCCUCCUCCUCCUCCUCCUCCUCCUACUCCUACUCUUCGGACACCCUGGAAUCCUCCACCUUCAGUUCGGAUGACCUUGACCUCGAGGAAUCUAUAACCUUGCUGUCUGGGCGUGAUGAUGAAAUGCGCUGUGAUAUCAUAUUUUCUCCCCCGUCCUUGAGCCUCAAUAUCACUUCCGUUGCUCUGGACGAGUGGGAGGCUUGGCACCAUACCCUCUCGAACACCUCAAUCUUUGGCGCCACAGAUACCUACUUUGAUGAUGAGGACGAAGGCGACCUGUUGUUUGCCUCGCUGUCGCGGUGGUGGAGUAACUUCAUGGGUCGGUUCGGGCUGUCCAUUUUCGCCACCGACUCCGCCGGCCACUACGGUGUGAACACCAGUGGACAAAAUAGAACUUCAAGCCCCGGCCGAGGUUGUGUGUGGGCCCUAGUGGCCUUGAUCCUCUGGCUGGGCAACACGAGUGGAAGAUUGAGAACUAUGUGAACAAAAUAAGUGCAAAUGACAAGCAACUACCACAAAAGCAACCCCCAGCCCAAAACCAGCCCCCACCAUCCACAGACUAAACCAACCUCUAGUUUGAACCCAUCAAUUAACACACAACUACAAUUGGGAAGGCGAGCGAUGACAAAGGAUAAUUAAGCUCGAAUCUAACGUAAGAAUGAGUUCCUGGGCAAAACAAAGCUGUUUGAGCUCUUUGUCCCAAGGGAUAUUUCUCAUCUUCCCCUAAAAACCUAUAAACGGAUGCACAAAACCAUGAAGAACGACUCUCUUUAUAUAUAUAUAUAUAUAUGAUAGAGGAAAUUAUUAUUAUCAUUAUUAUUAUUAAUAUUACUACUACGACUACCACUAUUACAGCAACAACAAUAUCUACACCCACGACUACUACUGCUACUACUAUUACCAAUACAACUACAACUACAAUUAUUACAACUAAAACUCCCACUGCUACGAGUACCAUAACUCCCACUGCUACGACUACUAUAACUCCAAUUACUAAGACAAAAACUACCAAUUCUACGACCACUAUUACUAUCGGGACUACUACUACUACUACUACUACUACUACUACUACUACUACUACUACUACUACUACUACUACUACUACUAUUACUACUACUACUACUACUACUACUACCACUUCUAUUAUUGCAAUUAUUAUUAUCAUUAUCAUUAUUAUGAUCAUCAUCAUUAGAAUGAAUACUAUCAUCGCUAUCAUUAAUUCAUGUACCAUUUCGGUGAUACUUCAAAAAAUUUAGAAAGAGCACCAAAAUUCCUCUGGACGAUUGGCGCACCCAGAAGUUUUAAAUUCUGAAGACAGGAAUACACAGUAGUAUAAGUAAGCAUUCAGGUUUGUUUCUCCAGCCACGAGAAAAAAAGACCAUGGAAAGAGACACGAAGUCUCUGUGAAACCAAGAGAAAACAUUCAUUUCCAUUUAUUGCGCAUCACCAAUAACCAAAACCAAAUAUGAUUUUCACCUGAACCAAUUCUGCUAUCCAAUGUUGUCUAUCUCUCUAUCUCUCUCGCUCUCUCUUUAUAUCUCGAAGUUUUGGUUUAGCAUUUCCACUCCCUAAAUUUGUCAUUUUUGAAUAAAAACACUAAAAUCAGUUUUCCCCAUCUGAAAGAGAGUGGAUAUUCUAGAUUAUCCACCUUUUCUACAAGAAGUGAACUAAUCAAUUAGCAAUUCGAACAUUCUUGCAUGGUAACUAUCAUCCCCUUUUAAAAAGAUACCCCAACCUACUAACUUUCUUUGUCAAUCGGUCGUGUGAUACACUUUUUCAGCCAUCCUACACACGACAUGAUGUUUUAUGAUUAUAUGUAUUGUCCUUCUUUCUCAUUCCUUAACAUGUGCGCAAGUAUCUAUAUUUGAAAUAAAUAAAAAGUCAACACAAUGGUAA